Cynoglossus semilaevis (tongue sole) is the source of this 2250-nucleotide messenger RNA. RefSeq names its product solute carrier family 35 member B4 (gene slc35b4). Gene Ontology annotation, cellular component: Golgi membrane; endoplasmic reticulum membrane. Bases 347 to 1342 code for a protein of 331 amino acids. The transcript has 10 exons. The record is from RefSeq and is a predicted model, not a curated record. Lineage: Eukaryota; Metazoa; Chordata; Actinopteri; Pleuronectiformes; Cynoglossidae. Gene Ontology annotation, biological process: UDP-N-acetylglucosamine transmembrane transport. Gene Ontology annotation, molecular function: UDP-xylose transmembrane transporter activity; UDP-N-acetylglucosamine transmembrane transporter activity.
UCUGCAUUGACGUCAUAAUAAGGAAAGAGCAUGCCUUUCAUAUAUUUAAUCGUUUUAGUUAUUUUCCAUUAAAUUUAAUACAUCGUUUCUUUUUAUUGUCUUACAGUUGUGUCUUUACAGCAGUGCUGCUGUUCUAUUUGUUUUCAUUAACUUGUUUAGUCACGGGAUCAAACUACAACUCCCAUCAACACCGGAAGUUAGGCAGAGCGCCAUCUCAGAUUUAGACGUGUUAGUUGAGCCGGGAGUGGAGUUGAUGUUACUUUGACUAGACACUUGAACAUGCACCGGAAAGCUGCUUUAUGAAGUGACGCCGUUUCUCAGAGACCCAGUUCAGCAGAGAGCCAAUAUGGGGACAGCUUUGGCCGUUGUUCUUGUGUUUGUCGGCUGCUGUAGUAAUGUUGUUUCUCUGGAGCUGCUUGUCAGAGAUUUUCCAGGAUGUGGCAACAUUGUCACCUUUGCACAGUUUUUAUUCAUUGCAUUGGAAGGAUUCAUCUUUGAGGCAAACUUUGGUAGGAGGAAACCAGCCAUACACAUCAGGAACUAUGUGAUUAUGGUGGCCAUGUUCUUCACCAUCAGUGUGAUCAACAACUAUGCGCUCAACUUCAACAUCUCCAUGCCGCUGCACAUGAUCUUCAGAUCGGGGUCACUAAUCGCUAACAUGAUCCUUGGCAUCGUCAUCCUGAAGAAAAGAUAUUCAACCAGUAAAUAUUUGUCUAUAGUCUUAGUGUCCGCUGGAAUCUUCAUCUGCACCAUCAUGUCUGCCAAACAAGUGAAUGUGGCCAAGGAGGGAUCAGAAGAAGGAUUUUACGCCUUUAUGCACUGGCUUAUAGGUAUAGCCAUGUUGACGUUUGCUCUCCUAAUGUCCGCCAGGAUGGGCAUUUUUCAGGAGACACUGUACAAGAAGUAUGGAAAACAUUCCAAAGAAGCUCUCUUCUACAAUCACUGCCUGCCUCUGCCCGGGUUCCUGCUCCUGUCCUUUGACAUUUACCGGCAUGGUGUCUUUUUCAGUCAGAGCACUCCUGUACUGAUUCCAGUUGUUGAACGCUCCAUUCCGAUAAUGUGGCUCUACCUGCUCAUCAAUGUCAUCACACAAUAUGUAUGCAUCCGUGGUGUUUUCAUUCUGACCACAGAGUGCACCUCUCUGACCGUCACUCUGGUGGUGACACUUCGAAAGUUCUUCAGCCUCAUCUUCUCCAUCAUUUACUUCCAAAACCCCUUCACCGUCUGGCACUGGCUGGGCACCUCCGUGGUUUUCCUGGGCACUCUGCUGUACACUGAGGUGUGGAGCAGCAUCAGCGCGGCGCUGCGCAGACCUGCUGUCAAAGAGAAGAAGGCAGAGUAACAGAGAAAAACGAGAACUCUGUUGUUGGACUUGAGCUUCUUAGCCGGUUUUAAAUAUAUAUAUAUAUAGGUCAAAGUCGUCAAACAUCGACGCUGAUACAGUAGCUGCUUAUGUUUUGUUAUAGUCUUAUCAAAUAAGGUGAAACGACGGUCCAUUUUAGUGAGGUGGUUAAAGGGUAAGUAAGCAGAAUAUUUGUUUUGGGCUUUAUAAACACAGAAUAUAGCUCCCAUUCGUCCUCGGGACUUGAGGCAGAAAUUGCGGUUUAAAGUCUGUUACAUAGAUUGAGUGCACAAAAAUGUUGUUUUAUGUUUCUGAACCCAACCUGUGUCUUGCUAAAACUUUUUUUAAUAAUCAUGAAAAAUUCACGCCAAAAAAAAAAAAAUUACACAUUACCUUGUCUCAAGGAGAGCCAUGUCCCAAACAGCUCCAGCCAACUUAAGUAAUUUAAAUUAUUUAUCCCUACAAAACACAAACUUUGUACGUUUCCUGAGAGGCUCGGUUACAACCGGUCUCCUGUGAUUUGCAUAACUGCAACAUUCCAACCUGUUUUCCACUAGACAAUAUUAAAACCGGUUUUAUAUGUGAAAAAAAAAAAUACAGACACAGGGCAGCAACACUGCAGAUAAAUGCCAUCGUACAUAAAACAGACUGGGGGGGGACUCAUUAUGUUUAAUUACGUGUUAUUGGGGUUUGUUUUUUUUUUUGUUUUUUUUGUCCUUAGGAAAAUUCUUUUUAAAAAAAAACUUUUUUAAAAGUUGUCUUAAAAGCUAUUUUUGGUCGCUCUAAAUAACGCGUUGUUCAUUUUUACUCCAGAGCCUCAGAGCUCGUUAGGUUUCUAAUCCUCAAUAGUGUGCAGUAUUAUGAUUAGUAACAUUUCAGUUAGACUUGAAUUGACUCCAUGCUUAAAA